AUGACUGAAUUUCUUAUUUCGCAUGGUGCAAAUAUCUACGAGAAAUAUUUUGGAGAUACCGUUCUACAUCAGUCAAUAUAUUAUAAUAGUAAAGAAAUGCUCGAACUUCUUAUUUCACAUGUUUCAAAUAUCAAUGAAACAGAUGGAAUUGGACAAACUCUUUUUCAAUAUGCAGCAAAAAUUAAUCGUAAAGAAAUGGCAGAACUUCUUACUUCACAUGGUAUAAAUAUCAAUGAAAAAGAUAGAUAUGGGAAAACCGCUCUUCAUCACGCGGCAGAAAAUAAUUGUAAAGAAAUUGUGGAAUUUCUUAUUUCACAUGGUGCAAAUAUCAAUGCAAAAGAUAUAAACGGGGAAACUGCGCUUCAUCUUGUAGCAAAGAAAAAUGAUCUUAAAGAAAUGAUAGAACUUCUAGUUUCACGUGGUGCAAAUAUCAAUGAAAAUGAUCAGCUUGGAAGAACUGCACUUUAUUAUGCAGCAUUCAAAAAUAAUAAGGAAUUAGUUGAGUUUCUUAUUUCACAUGGUGCAAAUAUCAAUGCAACAGAUCAAUAUGGAUAUAAUGCCCUUUGUCUUUCAAUAGGGUUAAAAUAUAAAGAAAUGAUAGAACUUCUUAUUUCACGUGGUGCAAAUAUCAAUGCAACAGAUCAAUAUGGAUAUAAUGCUCUUCAUCUUACAAUAUCGACAAAUUAUAAAGAAAUCGCAGAACUUCUUAUUUCAAAUGGUGCAAAUAUCAAUGAAAAAGAUAGAAAUGGAAGAACCUAUCUUCAUUAUGCAGCAGAAAAUAAUUGUAAAGAAAUAGCUGAGCUUCUUAUUUCACAUGGUGCAAAUAUGAAUGAAAAAGAUGGAGAUUUGAAAACUGCUCUUCAUUAUGCAGCAGAAAAUAAUUGUAAAGAAAUAGCUGAGCUUCUUAUUUCACAUGGUGCAAAUAUGAAUGAAAAAGAUGGAGAUUUGAAAACUGCUCUUCAUUCUGCAACAUGUAAAAAUAAUAGAGAAAUAGUUGAGCUUCUUAUUUCACAUGGUGCAGAUAUCAAUCAAAUAGAUAUAUAUAGAAAAACUGCUCUUCAUUAUGCACUUGAUACGAAACAUAAAAAAUAG
This is a messenger RNA of Trichomonas vaginalis G3, 1092 nucleotides long. RefSeq names its product cyclin-dependent kinase inhibitor 2C-related family. Gene Ontology annotation, cellular component: cytoplasm; nucleus. Gene Ontology annotation, molecular function: protein binding. The record is from RefSeq and is a predicted model, not a curated record. The transcript has a single exon. The coding region runs from base 1 to 1092 and encodes 363 amino acids. NCBI's taxonomy places the organism in Eukaryota, Parabasalia, Trichomonadida, Trichomonadidae.